AUGUGGUGCUUGAAUACAAUACUGGACUUCCUCUUCUUCUUAUGGGAUUUGAUCAAUCAAAAACUGUUUGGAAAGUCGAAAAAGGGCAAAAAGAAACAAAGAACAGAGAAAAAGAAGGAAAAGACGUCGGACAAGGAGGAAAAUGUAGUCAAAGUUGAUGAUAAAGCGCCAGAGAAACAACCUGUUAGGGCAAUAUCACCGUAAGUUAAUUUUUUAAAAUUUUAGUUAGAAUUUAAUAUAAAACUAUCAAUUUCAAAAAUUACAAAACUUUAAAAUUUUUUUUAGAAACGCUCCGACCGUCUUCGAGGACAUAAAUGGUGCUGUGAAGCCGGCUCUGUGCAACCUUGGAAAGAAGAGCAAGGACAAAAAGAAGAAAUUGUUGGCCAAAAAGGACAAAACUCAAUGA
This is a messenger RNA of Bursaphelenchus okinawaensis, 406 nucleotides long. The record is from the annotation of a GenBank genome assembly. NCBI's taxonomy places the organism in Eukaryota, Metazoa, Nematoda, Chromadorea, Rhabditida, Aphelenchoididae.